AUGUGGUUCCUGGAACAUGAGAGUCUUUUUGGAGGGAAGCGCGUGUGGCUGCGCCCGGGAUCGCAGCAGCUCUUCGGUCGAACUAGGGCGGCCGACCAGGACGGCCCACAGGGAAGGAAUUGGAAGAUUGACAACAAGGCUGUAUCGAGGAAGCAUGUUAUGCUCAAGGUGUAUGAGGUGGCAUCUGAGGACGGAACCAAACUCCAUAAACGGUCACAGAUUGAGGUUACUGACCUCAGCUGCCGUCAAGGGACUACAAUCGAUGAGAAGACAACGCUGAAGAGCCAAAAGGCAGAAGACGGAACAGUGACCUACAGUAGCGAGAUACUGAAAGGAACAGAGCACACGAUUCGAUUAGCUCAAGGCUAUGCGCCGUUCAAAAUUGUCUGGCGUCCAGUUGUGUUCACCUAUGCGUCCAAGGAGUCCAGGGAUGGUAAAGCACGUAGUACGCAAUUGCACUCCCUAGACAUCAAGACCACGACGGAUUUUGCGUUCGACAAGACAACCCAUGUUGUAUCAGCGAAGCGAAACUUGCCCAAGGUUCUCUCCGGUCUAACGUCCGGCAAGCACAUAGUUACUGCCGAAUUUCUCGAAGCGGUUCUCCGUGUUGCAGCUGCAUCGGUCGAUGACGAACAAAACUACAUACCCUCUCAAUUGGAAGAGGACUUUGAUACAUGGUGGCCGGCUGAGAAGGACUAUAUACCAGCAGCAGGCGCAGAGCCAGUCGCUCGCCCGCAGGAAAUGCUACUUCCUGAUGCUUCAAGAUCAGAAGUUUUCUCAGGUCUAACCUUUGUUUUCUUGAAUGAAGGUCAAUACAGUAGCUUGCUUGACCCAGUCACUGGUGGAGGCGGCAAGGCGUUACUUUGCAAUGUCCGACCAGGCGAGACGACCGUUGAGGAAUAUGUCAAUUAUGUCCACAGCGUCGCAGGCAAGAAACGGCGUGGAAAAAGUAGCGAGAAGCUUCCAGUUAUAACAGUUAGGUUGCCAGCAUAUCCUGACGCAAUGGAAGAAUGGGCUGCGAGCUUUGUCACUGGAGCUGAUCAAGCACUUGGUCAACGCUCCAUCUUACAGAACGAGUUCCUCGAUGCGAUCAUCACAAAGGACCGCACUCAACUCCAACGACCACCCGCUGAAGUUAUCGAAGUGCCCUCUAGUGACCCUGUACCUGACUCAGUUCCAACCCGACGCUCUACCCGUGCCCGAACUCCAAUGUCUAGAUCAGGGACACCUUCACAAUCCCGAGAAGGGAGUGUAGCUCCAGCAGAAGAACCUACAAAGGUGAUUCCGCGAAAGCGCAUAAGUAGGUCCAAGACCAGCCGCUUCACCGGUUUCGAUGAUGACGAACCGAUCCCGAAGAAGAAGCUCAAAGUGGAACCCAUACCGGAGGAGAAUGUGCAGCAGGUUGCUGCCUCAGGGUCAUCAGUUGCAACUUCACAGACACAAGCUGGUCCCAGCACGCAGAACCAAGCCUCACUACCAUUGCAUAUUCAAGACAGCGUCGAAAAGGAGGAACAGAUGGACACUCUGUUUCCAACGGCCGCAAAGAUGAGAAAACAGAGAGCAGCUACUAGGGCACCAUCAGCUUCGGUGGAGCCUGAAGUAGGCGGACCUGUACAAAAGCCAAGCACUAAAGGCGUAGAUGCAUUGGCACGACUUAACAAGGCCAAGGCCAAAGCAGAGAAAGAGAUUAAUGUCCGUGAGCACACCCGUCAAAGGAUCAAGGAAGAGGAAGAGCGACGCAAAGCAGACGAAGAAAAUUUGCGAGAGGCACUCCAAGGCAUCGAUAUCUCUGAGCUUAAGAACCUAGCACAGAUAGAGGAAAUGAACGUCUUGCCACGACAAAACAGAAGCAACACGCACAACCAGAGCAGAGCAAGCAGCGACCGCUGGAAUCCCGAAUGGAACGGCCGCAAAAACUUCAAGCGCUUCCGUCGUCGCGGCGCCGAACAAGGCGUGCAAAGCCACAAAGUCCUCGUCACGCUCGAAGAGGCCCCGCCAAAGAAAGGCUUCGGCAUGAGCGACACCUUCUUCCUUGAAGACGUGGAACCCUCAUCGCGCUCGCACCCCAGCCGCCGCGGUACUCAAGCCGACAACGACGAGACCUCUGAACCAGAAGUCGGCGGCUUCGCCCGACGCAAACAUAGCACGCAGACUCAGACGCCGCGGGAAGUCAUUAAUGUCGAGGAUAGUGGGCCAGAUGACGAGGAAGUGGUGCCUACAGGGCGGACGCAGAGGAGUAGCGGGCGGACGCAGCGGGUUGCCGAAACGCAGCCUGAGGGUACGCAGACGCAGGCAAGUAGGAAGAGGGGAUCCGGGGCUGCGGGUGUGCCGCCAGCCAAGAAGGGCAGGUUUGGGAGAGCAGUCGAUGAUAGCGAUGAUGAGGAGACCGGGUUUAGGUUUAAGCGGAGGGGAUAG
Messenger RNA from Bipolaris oryzae ATCC 44560, 2415 nucleotides. RefSeq lists its product as uncharacterized. NCBI's taxonomy places the organism in Eukaryota, Fungi, Ascomycota, Dothideomycetes, Pleosporales, Pleosporaceae. Bases 1 to 2415 code for a protein of 804 amino acids. Gene Ontology annotation, molecular function: protein binding; damaged DNA binding. The transcript has a single exon. Gene Ontology annotation, cellular component: Mre11 complex. Gene Ontology annotation, biological process: mitotic G2 DNA damage checkpoint signaling; double-strand break repair via homologous recombination. The record is from RefSeq and is a predicted model, not a curated record.